AUGCCUGCUGCGUUAGAAGACCCUACUCAACCCCCUCAUUAUCGGCCUGAUGUUGUCACGCCGAACCUCGAACCUUACACGGUCUUGCUCAAAGAUAGGGAAACUACUGCUACAAUUUAUCCCAUAACCGCGCCGGAUCAACUGCCUAUUGGGUUGCUAGCCUUUUUGUGCGAUGAAUUUAACAUGGAAAUUGAGCGUGGUGAUACUUUCCCAUUAUUUGAUACGUUACAUAUCGAUACGUUUCAGAAUUAUUGGUUUGGAUCGUUUGCAGGGGUGAUGUUGAUAGGGGAUGCGCCCACUAUUCAAAAUCGUCGCCAAUGGGAGAAGGAAUGCCUGGGCACUUUUUAUAUCAAACCGAACUAUCCCGGACGCUGUGCACAUAUUUGUACUGCAGGUUUCUUGGUUAACGCUGGAAUUCGAGGGAAGGGCAUCGGAAGGACCCUAGCUGAAUGUUAUUUAGAAUGGGCACCGAAAUUGGGAUAUACUUACUCGGUCUUCAAUUUGGUGUUUGAAACAAAUGUAUUGGCAAGGAGAAUCUGGGAAACGCUAAAUUUCAAAAGGAUUGGUCGUAUAAAAGCUGCGGGUAUUUUGAAAGGUUUAGAAAAUGCAGUUGAUGCAAUCAUAUAUGGAAGGGAUUUGGGUGAUGGCGAUACCGAGAGUGUCGGUGAACUUAGAUUUGAUAAGAUCAGGUUUUAUCUUGAGACCGGUCGCUACCCUCCAAGGUCGGACCGACAAGAGAAGUCGAGACUCCGCUCAUCUGCUGCUCAUUAUAAGCUUCGUGAUGGUAAAUUGAUGCUUAAGAAUAGAGAAGUCAUUUCUGAUCCUGAGAGGCAGUUGCAAAUAGCAACUGAGUUACAUUUAGUCUCACAUGCCGGUAUCAACAAAACAACCUCGCUAAUUACUGAAAGCUACCAUUGGACUAGAAUCAAGGAUACAGUAGCAGUUGCAAUUCGAAAUUGUGCAGAGUGUCGUGAAUCUACUAGACCAAACCAGAGAAGACAUUCUGUAACACCUGAUCAUGAUUUUGUUCGAUCUAUUAAUGGAUUGGAUGAUAUUGCUGCAGCCACCGCUGCGGCUGCUGUUGUCUCAACCUCUGCGGACGCUUCCACGUCAAAUUCUGCUUCAUUUUUACCUAAUGAAAAUGAUAGCCAUCAGCAAUUUGAGUCAGAUAAUAAUCAGCUUCGCGACCCGGCAGAUGCUGCUAAAAAACUUGGAACUAACGCAACUUUACUGACGCCUAUUGGUCUGGCCCUGGGUCCUGAUGUCGAUGAGAAGCUUAUUGCAGUUGUUACCGCGCAUCAACAGCGACAGUUGGAGCGCAAAAAGGCGGUUCUAGCAGCCAAAGAAGAGGCAGAUCCAAAAGCAACACUUGUGGAUUCUGACUCCUUACCGAAAUCGCAAAUUAAAGUGGCUUCUAGGCUGGAUCCUCUGAUACGGAAUCAAGGUGAAAUUGAUUUGAGAACUGGCGCUUCUCAAAUUGACUCUGGCUCGCAGGCUCGAAAUCCUACUCUGACACAAGCAAGAAGUAAGUCCCGAACCCAGGUGCAGUCUAAAUCUUUAUCGCAGGCAGUAGAACAUGGCCCAAGGUCGACGAGCUCGCAGCCACGAUCAGAGGCUUCUCCUGUUGAUUCUUCGGGUCACACUUCUAAUUUUGAAAUGCAAGAAGAACAACAGAGUGAAGAGCAGUCACAGACAUAUUCUGUGCCUCGUCAAUCUGAAGUACAGUUGGAGACUGAACUACCUACACGGUCGCUAUAUCACGAACAGGACCAACAGGAGCAACAACGACAGCAAGACGAGCAGGAACAGCAGCAGCUGCCUCAAAGUCAAUAUCAGCAAUAUCAGCAAUUUCAGCAACAAGAUCAGCAGCAACAGCAACAGAUGGGUGGACAUAGUUCUCGGCCGCUGCCACAAUUACCCCAGUUGUCGCCGCAGGACCAGCAACAAAGGGCACAGUUUCGUCAUUAUCAACAGCAACCUGCCUUCCAACAAGUUCAGCAUAGUUUACAGUAUUCGCAGUACACGAAUCAACAACAUUAUGAGUCACAAACGUCACCACCGUAUCAUUUCCAGCAUCAACAAAGGCUUCCGCCGUUUCAGGACCCUACUCAACAGCAUGUCUCUCAACUACAAUCGUCUAGCCAUUCCCGUGAAGCUAAUCCCAAUCCUCCAUAUGGUGUUAAUUCUCAUCAGUCUCUUCAAAGACCACCUCCACCUAUACAACAAAAUCGCUUGCCUUCGAUUAGUUCACAACAAUUUCCGGAGACCUUCUCUCAUACAACUAGUUUUCAAACCGCAAAUUCUGCCUUGGAUCCACAAAUGGAGAGUUUUGAUGACCAGAAUCCUGAGGAUAUUGCUAUUGCUAGGGCACUGAUUACUGAGAAUAGCGGGGAUGAGGAUGGAACCAAUAUGUUUACUUUGCAUAGAGCAUAA
Molecule: messenger RNA, 2433 nt
Organism: Sugiyamaella lignohabitans
Lineage: Eukaryota; Fungi; Ascomycota; Dipodascomycetes; Dipodascales; Trichomonascaceae
Gene: SPT10
Product: Spt10p
Exons: 1
Coding region: 1-2433 (810 amino acids)
Molecular function (GO): acyltransferase activity, transferring groups other than amino-acyl groups
Source: RefSeq, a predicted model, not a curated record